AUGAAAAAUAAUGAUGGGAAAAAAAUGCAUUUGAUUGAAUCACAUUCAUUUAAAGAUACUUAUGAAGAUUUUAAUAAAAAAUUUAUGAAGAAGCUAUUAUAUAAUCAACAAAAUCUUAACUGGUGUGAUCUUGAUAUUAUGAAAAAUGAACAAUUAUCAUUUUGGGAAUGUGAAUUUUUAAAUGAAAGUGAAAAUUGGACAAAAAGUACAUGUUCUUGUCCAGCUUGUUUAAAGUAUUAUAUUUGUAAACACAUUAUAGGCUUAGCAGUACGAUACAAAUUAUGCAGCAUCCCAUUGGAAGCUAAAAAUAUUCCAUUGGGACAAAAAAGAAAAAGAGGCCAUGUUGCUAAAGCUAAAAAAGCUUUAAUUGUGCAAUAG
Molecule: messenger RNA, 378 nt
Organism: Rotaria sp. Silwood2
Lineage: Eukaryota; Metazoa; Rotifera; Eurotatoria; Philodinida; Philodinidae
Source: the annotation of a GenBank genome assembly